Messenger RNA from Chlamydomonas reinhardtii, 1418 nucleotides. RefSeq lists its product as uncharacterized. The coding region runs from base 197 to 1084 and encodes 295 amino acids. The transcript has 6 exons. The record is from RefSeq and is a predicted model, not a curated record. NCBI's taxonomy places the organism in Eukaryota, Viridiplantae, Chlorophyta, Chlorophyceae, Chlamydomonadales, Chlamydomonadaceae.
GAUACGUGGCCUCUUGACUUCAACUUCGGUUGACGGCCUCGGAAUGAUGCAGCGAGCGCGAGACGCGGCUGCUGCAUCCGGCGCUGGGUCUUCAGCACGGCCCCGUUUGGCGGUCGCAUGCCAUCAGUUGAGCCAUAGCAACAGCAAGCGCUCUAGCUGGCCAACAUGGGCGGAGCGACCUUGCCAGCGCCCUGUUAUGGAGUGCGACGGCGCGGCGGGUCCGGGCCCGUCGUCUACCGCCGCUGCCGCUGCCGCACACGUGCCCAGCGGGCGAGCACUUGCGACGGCAGCAUGCAACAGGUGGAAGCAGACACGGCGUGCGGGUCCACCACCUGCAGGGGCGGCCCUGUCAUCCGCCAGCGGAGGAUCCAGUGACGGCGAGGGCUCACGCGCCGAAGCCCCGUCUACACCCUACUCACUGGAGCAGACCCGGACGUUGGUGGAGACAGCUAUGCUGGCCGCCGUGUCGGGCCUGGCUUACCUACUGUCCACCAUCCUCAAGCUGGAAACGAGCCUGGGCUACUUCCUGCCGCUGCCGGUGGUACUGGCUGCCAUGCGCGGCGGCGGGCGGGCGGGCUGGCGGACCAUGAGCGCAACAUGCUUCCUGCUUGUGGUCCUGCUGGGCCCCCUGCGCGCCGCCUCCUACCUGUGGCUGCACGGACUGCUGGCGGCCACGCUGGGCAGCCUGUGGAAGGCCCGGUGCGGCUUCUGGACGUGCAUAGCCGCCGGCGCCGCGGUGCGCAUGCUCGGGCAGUUCGCAUACCUGCUCAUGAGCAGCGUGAUGAUGAAUGAGAACAUGUGGGCGCUCAUGCUCAGCAACAUCUACAACAUGCUGGACCAAAUCAGCGCCUCGCUGAACAUCAGCGGCGCACCCAGCCCGCUGCUGGUGUCGUGCAUGGUGGGCAGCCUGCUGCUGGUCAACAGCCUCACCUACAACUUCCUGGUGCAGCUGGUGUACCGCAUGUUGCUGGGCGGCAUGGGCUACGACCUGGGCUCCGUGCCGCCACUGGUGGCCAAGUACCUGUACGCGGGGGCCGUGCGGCGGCCGCCGCCGGCGCCAGGGACACAGCAGGGGAGGCAGUAGCGCAGUAUCACCAUUUACCUAGAGGUGCCAGGCUUUGCCCCCUGUGCAGCAAGGGAGUGGACGAUGAACGGCAUGUUGCAUUGUCAUGUGAAUAUUAGAGUGACGUACGGGCUUAGUGCUGAAACGAUGGAGCCGGCUAUGUAUGCAAAGCGCUGACAAGAUGCAAUCAGCUUGCUGUUUAUGUAAUACCGUAUCUUGACGUUGUAUGUUCAUUAGACAAGAUAACGUCUAGACGUAUACAGCAUCAGGAACGAGCCGCCCCCCCUUGCGGGUCGUUUAGUCUUGUUGCAGGCAUUAGGAACGCACCCUUCUGAUCCUGUAAGGCACACCGACG